AUGGCAGAUAUUAAUAAUGUAGAAACGAACAGAAAUUCAACACUACUUGAAGGUUUAGCCAUUAAUGGACAAUUAACUCUUAACAAAUUAAUUAAUACAAUAGAAGAAAUAUUUGCCACGCUAGCAACCUCUUCUAGCGAAAAUACCGAACAAAAAGUAGCCGAAAGUCGAAAUAAAUAUAAAAAUGUUUCAGAUGAAUUGAGGAGUGCAUCUGAAGUGCAUUGGGAGAGCAUAUUUUAUGCAUGGCGAAUCUCGGGUAAAAUAACCUAUUAUACUAAUGACAAAGAAAUUAAUGACAUAUAUCAGGCAAUAACGGUGGAUAAGAAACUAUCAAUCACAGUUAUCACAUUUACAUUUGAAUUAGGAUUAACGGAUGCAUUAAUGGCUAAACCUUCAA
Messenger RNA from Dentiscutata heterogama, 397 nucleotides. The record is from the annotation of a GenBank genome assembly. Lineage: Eukaryota; Fungi; Glomeromycota; Glomeromycetes; Diversisporales; Gigasporaceae.